Messenger RNA from Microplitis mediator, 2149 nucleotides. RefSeq lists its product as uncharacterized. The transcript is spliced from 3 exons. The record is from RefSeq and is a predicted model, not a curated record. Bases 77 to 1942 code for a protein of 621 amino acids. NCBI's taxonomy places the organism in Eukaryota, Metazoa, Arthropoda, Insecta, Hymenoptera, Braconidae.
ACUAAAAUAAAAUGUGUAGUAAAAGAAAAACGAAAAUUAAAUUUUUAGAUCAGUUGUGAUUUAGAAUCUCGACAAAAUGGACGCGUAUAAAGAAAAUGGAAGUGGUCUAAUAAGAAGUAAAUUUAUCGAUUGGAUGAUCAAAUCAUUUAAUUCAACACCAUUAGAAAACAAUAAUAACAACAAUAAUGAUAAUUUAGUGAGCAGUCAAAACCGCGAAUCAAAUAUAGACACGACGUCAUUAAUUUGUUUGUUGCAAUCAAUCGGGUUCCAAUUAAAAAAAUUUGAUAAAAUAAAAAGUGAAUUUAAAAAUAAUGAAAAUAAUGUGCGCGUCACAAUAGAAUGUGAUUAUUCGGGUUUCAAAGCAGAUUUGGAAUUUAAAAAUUCAAAUUGCACAUGUCCGCAAGAAGAUACCAAUGCGUCAAUGUGGAACAUCAGCGGAACCGGUAAAUUUUUGAGCGGCAGCUCAACGAGUAUUAAUGACGAUAAAUUUAUUGAGUCUGGAAGUAAUUUGCUGCCGCAAUUGGAUAAAGAUUUAAGGACUCUUAUCAGAGAUGUGCUGGAGCAGUUGAUUCUUUUGAUAAAUAAUUAUCACAAGGGUGAUCAAGAUGGCGACGAUGGUGACGGGGAGAGACAAGAUGGCGGCCAAGAAAUUGAUGCGAUAGUUGAUCAGUUGCGAGAUGUUAAAAUUAAUUUAGAGGAAAGUAAUUUUGAAUUAAUGAGCGAGAGUAAGAUUAGUUAUAAUAGUUUUCUGGAAUCUUCUUUUACGCGGUGUCGUACUGCGCCGGAAAUAUCUAAGCGGGAAAGCCAAUCAAAUAUCAAGGAGGAGAGUCCUCUGAAUGAUAGCCGAAGAUCUUUAAGUCAACAGUUACCUCAAAUAGUGCGGACACCAUCGUCGUUGGAAAAAGACAACAAAGCUCCGUCACUUAUGAGACAGUCGACAUUUGAAUUAAAAAAUGAGAGUAAUGAGCCGAGGUCAUCACCGCCAAAGAUUUCGAGCUCACCUGUAACUCUUUGCUCAUCUCUAAGCCAGGUUUCUUUUCCCAGUGAUGAUGGGGGUGAAGGCGAUUGCUUUACUCUGCAAGAUUGUCUCAAUAAAGCGGCUUUCUAUUUGGAAAAAGCGCGAAAAAUUAGCUGUAUGAAAAAUAUUAACGAUGAGUGCUCGUCCAUUGGUUUCAACAGCUCGCAACAGGAUGACGUUUUUUUGAAACCACGUCAGCUUUCACGCAGCUCCAGCUUACGCGCAAGUCCUGUAACAGUUCGCAAAGCGAUCAGGUCUGAAUGCACAAGCCCUUCGAGCUUGAAACCGACAUUGAAGCCGCAAGUACGUCGCAGUAUCGGCAAUUAUAAUUACUCCGCACUCAAAGAAACGUCACCAGGAAUGAAAACUGGGGUGUCACCAGUGACAUUAAGUCGAAUAAAACAAAAUACGACACCGAAAUUACUUCCAAGAACGCGUAGUAUCGGUACACCAUCGCCGACAUUGAAAUUAGCGAUCGAUGUCGCUAAAAAACGUUCUUCCAUUGCUGCAUGUAAACCGGUUAUCGCUAAGCCCGUGUCAGGAAUAUCGAGACCAACUGCCGCUAAAAUAUCACCGAUUAUCGCACCCAAAGCGGGAAUUAAGUAUAAUCCUCGCUCCACAAUUCCUGCUUCUAGUUUUUCAUCUUCAGCUUCGACUUCAGCUUUACCUUCACCUUCGCCAUCUCCCACAGCUUCUUUGUCAUCAUCGCUGCUGAGCGUUUCUUCGGUUGGUAAAAGUGAGAAAAUGAGAAAAAAUUAUUCACCCACAAGUCUGAGCAGUAAAUCAUCAGUUUCACGUCUUAGGAAAAUUAAAUCACCGAAUUCUAGCGAAAUUGACAUUAAAACUCCAAAAUGUCCUGCUAAUAGUGAAGUCGCAAAAAAAAAAACUAAUUAUUUUUCUACAAAUUAUGGGCUUAAGAAAUAAAUUUAAAAAAAUAAAUAAAUAAAUUUUUGAAUUAUCGAAAUUAUGAUUGAUUUGAAAAAUAUUUAUUGCAAAAAAAAUUUUAAUAGUUUUAUUAAUUAGAAUUAUUAUUAUUAAAUUUUUUGUAUAUGAAAUAUUAUAAACAUUUUUUUACUAUUUUUAAUGAGAGUAGGAAGAAAAAAAAAAUAUAAAUGUGUAUUAAUAGAAAUU